UUUGCAAGCCACGGUCAUACUAAAAAGGCUCUUGUUGCAUUUCCUUGAUUUUUGCAAUUAUUAUUUGUUAUUUAAUAAAAUAUGAUGUGUAAAGUGAGUUUUUUGCCUGUAAUAUAGAAAAAUGCUUCCCCCGGACAUUUGUCGCACCUGUGCGCUGCAAAACGGCCAGUUGCUGCCCUUGUCCACCUGCCUGGACAGAGACGCCUCCAAAAGUUACUAUGAUGUGCUCCAGGAACUCACGCAAAUGGAUGUACCAGCUGGGAGCUCGGAUGAUAAUCUGCCGCAGCAUCUGUGCACCGAUUGCUGGACGAGAUUGGAGAAUGCCCACGCCUUCGUGGAGCAGGCCAAACGGGUCAAUGGAGAGCUGUUGGCUCGCUUUAGGGAAUGUCUGGAUGAAAUGCCCAUCGACAUCCCCGAAGAGCAGAACAUAAAGACCGAGGUGGACCUCGACGAUGAGGGCAACAAGUGCGAGGUGGAUGUGGACUCGGCGGCUAUGGACAUCAAAUGGCAGCCGGAAAGUGCCAGCGAGGAGGACUUUCUUGACGCGGCGGAAGUGAUGAGUAGAGAUGAGGUGGACAAGAAGACCUAUCAUCUGCGACGAAGUUCUCGAAAAGUGAAGCUGGCAGUGGAAAGCGAAGAUGAGGAUGUUAAACCAUCUGAACCCGAACCGACGCCCGUCAAGCGGCGGCGAGGACGACCGCCCGGUCCAGGUAGGAGCCAGUCCAUGACCACCGAUGGCCGCCAUGCCUGUGAUGUCUGUGGGAAGACUUUCUCCUGGUACCGUGACAUGCAGCGCCAUGCCAGGAUCCACUUCGAGCAGGCCUCGUUCGUGUGCGAUACCUGUGGCAAGGGAUUCCUGCGGAAGGACAAGUACAUGUUCCAUCUUCGAUGUCACAAGAAGCGCGAGGCCAAGUGGAAGGCUCUCCAGUCGGGAAAAGAAUGGCGAUUCGCUGAGCGUCUAUACAGUUCCGGCAGGUUAAAGAAAAUCGAAUGCAAAUUGUGUGGAUUGAGUUGCCAGCGAAUGGAGGAACUUCGACUUCACAUCAAGACUCAUGUGGACGUGGAGAGCUUGGCCAAUUUGAGGAAGGAUAGCGAUGUGGUUAGGGAGCACUUUCCCGGCUUUCCGUGCGACCUGGACGCUAUUAAGCGGCAGAUCUGCGCUGAUAUAGCCGAAGGGCACUCAGAGAAAUUUGCCUGUAUUGUGAAUUUCCACGGUUAUGAGUUGGGACUCGGUGAUUCCGAUGAAGAAUGUGAAAACAAAGAGUCAAAAUAUCAUUGCUUUGUGUGCAAUUUGUUCUUCACUCGCAAACAUCGCAUAAUGAAGCACACACUGGAGGAGCACUCUGAAUCCGCUUCAUCGCUUCCUUGGCAGCGUUGCAGUUCCUGCAAGGUUGGUUUCCUGUGCCUAACACUUUACAACGAGCACUUAAGCACCCAAUGCCACAGCAAAUUAAAGCGCUAUCGCUGCCGUAAAUGUCCCGGAAUUAUGUGGCCGGAAAACCUGCAAAACCACGGAUGCUCCCAUCGCCUCGAGGACAAGACUGUACCCAAGAAGAUAAUGUGCUCCUUGUGCGAUGCUGCGCUACCCAGUUUGGCGCAACUUCGCGGUCACCUAAUAACUCACCAACACGAUUUAAAUGGCAUUAGUCCGGAAUUUAAUUCCUCCUUCUUUAGCUCUUUUUAUCCUGAUGGAUUGGACUGCACUACCUCGGUGGCUGCUCGUAUAGCUGAGGAUUUCGAGGUCCAGGACUUUGAUCGCUACUACAACAUCUGCACUGAAAGUGGACAAGAGCUGGAUCUUUUUGAUUCCGAAACAGAGCAGAGCGAAGAGGAGACCAAGCAUACCUGUCUUCUAUGCGGAGAGGUUGCGAGUACACUCACGACUCUGAUGCAGCACCAGAAGACCGUGCAUGCCGAUGGGAUUAGUGAUCUUCCCUGUCCCUGCGAAAAUUGUGAAGCUCGAUUCGUCAGCAAAGACCUUCUGCAACAGCAUCGAAGGCACCGUUGCCAAAAACACUCUCGAUUUCACUGCCAGAGUUGCAGUAUCCGAUUCGUGUGGCAGUCAAACUAUGAGAAACAUCUGAAGACUCACCAUAGCAAAAAUGAUGAUGACGAGCAUGGGGCCACCAAGUUGCAGUGUGACGAAUGCGAAAAGGUAUUCAUCUGGCACAAAGAUCUCAACCGUCAUAAGCGACUGCAUCAACCUCAAUCCGCUGCCCAGUUUGACUGUCCACAUUGCCACCGCAGGUUCCAUCGCAAGGAUGGCCUAAAAUCCCACCUUAAAGUGCAUGCGGGAGAACCAGUUCAAAUUAAGGAGCACCGUCCCGUCCCCAACGUUAUCCAAGGACUGGCGCCCCGGCUUAGUCGUCCCCAUGGUUGCAAGCAGAUUCAGUGCAUGAUCUGCCUCUCACGUCACUCAAAGAUCAGUGAUCUAAGGACUCACAUGAGAUCUCAUCAAUAUGGAUUAAGUUUUUCCGAAGAUAGAGAUAUUCCUAGUGCCUCGAGGGCUUUUUAUCCAGAAUGAAACUGCUUAGAAAGAAACGAGCUUGCCGAACGGAUUAUGGCUGAUGUGCAGAAAGAAUUCGAAAUGGAUCGAUUUAUCAUCACAAAUGAGGCUGGCCUAGAACUGAAUCUCGAUAGCAGCGAAACUGAUACUGAGUCUGAGCAAGAGGAGCUUCAACCAGCACAAAGCUAUGCCUGUAAUCUAUGCAACGCGGUUGUGAGAAGAAAGUAUCAGUUGUAUGCCCACCAGCUUGCGGAGCACAAGUGGGAGGACGCCUUUCUUGUAUGCUCCCUUUGCCAAGCUAGAUUUGUUAACGAAUCUUUGUUAGAUCGUCACUCCAGAACCGUCUGUCACAAUGCGCAGAAGUUAUUUCAGUGUCGCAAGUGCCCGCUUCGUUUCCGCUGGAAAGAGAACCUUAAGCUCCACAUAAACCUGUUCCAUCAGCAUGUCGAAAUUCCAAUCCAGGAUGAUGCUUCUCAAGUCGAUGGUGAUCUGAAGUGCGAAAAGUGCCCGCGCAGCUUUAAGAUGCAGAAGGAUCUCACGCGUCAAUUAAUGCACGGCCAGGAAUCAACCAUCUUCCGGUGCCGUUGGUGUGCACGUCGCUUCUAUCGCAGGGCCAAUCUCCUACAGCAUAUCGCGCGUCAUGGGAUAAGUGUUGGCCAGUUGCCUUAUGCAGAGGCAAUUCUGGAUGCUUACGUGAAUCCUGGAGGUCGGAAAAUCGUGGAGUGCCGCGUGUGCAGUGUGAGCUUUCCUACCAUCUCGGCCCUGCGUUUGCAUCUAGAAACCAUGCCUGCAGGUAGUCACCAUGACUUUUCAUCACUUCAGAACUACUCGAUUACCAAUCAGAUGGGUUACGAGAUGGAUUUGGAUGACUCGGAGACUGAUGAUGAUGUAGCUAGGACACAUUCUAAACCACCGGGUGCCCCUGAUUUCUACACAUGCGGUAUGUGCCAACUGAGGUGUUCGCGGAAAUUCGAGCUCUAUCAACACCAGCAGGCCAUGCACCGGACAGAGAAGAUCCCCGACGGCUGUAACAGGUGCAUCUUUAGAAGCGUCUGCCCCGAAAUAAUUUCUCACCAUAAAAAGACGCAGUGUGAGAACCGGGAAAAGCAGUUCACAUGCGCACGCUGUGGCUACAAGUUCAUGUGGGAAUCUAACCUAUUGCAUCAUAUGGAGUUGCACCAUGAAAAGGUAGAGGAUCAAGAGCUUGAUGAAUCUAAGGAGGCGUCUGGUGAUGAACCAAAAGCCGAGAACCAGGUAUUCCAGUGUGGUCUUUGUACAAGGAAGUACAAUCGCAAGGAUCGACUCACAGCGCACUUAAAGAAGUUCCAUGGGCCAGAAGGAAAGGAUUCUAACAAAGUAAAGGUCUCGAAUAGACCCACAUCUCCUAAGGAACCAAAACGGUUUCUGUGUGCCUUUUGUGGCAAGGCGGUCAGCUCCUUCAACCUGAUCAUCCAUAUGCGUCGCCAUACCGGGGAGAAGCCUUUCAAAUGCGAUUAUUGCACAAUGGCCUUCCCCCGAUCCUCUGACCUCCAGUGCCAUCGUCGGACGCACACCGGCGAACGUCCACAUGUGUGCACCGUAUGCCAGAAGGGAUUUGCUCGCUCCUACAAACUGCAGCAGCACAUGCGAAUCCACAGUGGAGAGCGGCCCUACAAGUGCACCUAUUGCGAGAAGAGCUUCACGCAGUCCAACGACCUGACUCUCCACAUCCGCCGGCACACAGGCGAGCGGCCAUACCAGUGCGGAGUCUGCGGGGAGCGUUUUAUCCAGGGAACCGCCCUGAAGAACCAUCGCAUGCAACAGAGCCACUUCGAGGAGGGACAGGAAUCGGGGGAGCCUACGAGACGCACGGUUUUGGAGCAGUUUACUGUAUAAGAUAAAGAAUAAAGGGAAUCCCUUCAUUGUUAA
Molecule: messenger RNA, 4414 nt
Organism: Drosophila suzukii
Lineage: Eukaryota; Metazoa; Arthropoda; Insecta; Diptera; Drosophilidae
Source: RefSeq, a predicted model, not a curated record